Molecule: messenger RNA, 786 nt
Organism: Penicillium brasilianum
Lineage: Eukaryota; Fungi; Ascomycota; Eurotiomycetes; Eurotiales; Aspergillaceae
Source: the annotation of a GenBank genome assembly
AUGGAAGCCAUCAGUGACUAUGUCACCCCGAUGCUUGCACAGGCCUCGGCUUUCUGGGCUAACAUUGUGGACACUUACUCCGCCCAAAGAAUCGAGUUUGUGGGCACAUUGCUUGUUCAAGUCCUCACAUUCUGGUUGCCCUCGAUCGUCUACCUUUUCCUCGAUGUGAUUGCGCCCAAAUUCAGUCAGAGGCACAAAAUUCAGCCGGCCCCAAAACAGCCCACCCGCAGUGACAUCGUGCGCUGUUUCGUCGUCGUUACUCAGAACCAGAUCCUCUCGUCCGUGCUACACCUGAGCCUGAUAUACAUUAGCAGCAAAGCUGGAUCUGGGUCAUCCUAUCGUGUCACCACAACCCUGCCCUCGGCAUUUGAAUUUGUUCGUGACUUUGCAAUCAGUCUGGUCCUCCGCGAAGCGAUGUUCUACUACAGCCAUCGACUUCUUCACAUCCCCUAUCUGUACCGACGCAUCCACAAAAAGCAUCACAAAUUCACGGCUCCCAUUGCGCUAGCAGCUCAGUUCGCGCAUCCGAUCGAGCAAAUCUUCGCGAAUGCACUGCCGAUCUCGCUGCCACCGCAGCUAUUGCAUAGCCACGUGCUGACUUUCUGGGCUUACCUUGCCUGGGAACUGUUCAAUACGGCAACUGUCCAUAGUGGGUACGAUUUCUUUGGGAACAAGGCGAAAAUGCACGACCUGCACCACGAGAAGUUCAACCUCAAUUACGGGUCAAUUGGAUUCCUUGAUUGGGUACAUGGAACGAAUACGUUGGGGAAGCGACACUCCGAAUAA